UCAACGCGUGUGGUCUGCAGUUGCGCCUGAAUCGAGAGCUCGCUCACAGCCAUUUCUUUCUUGCUGCGUGCACCCCGGCCAGAAAACACCACCAAAAAUGGCUCUACAUGUGCCGAAAGCUCCGGGCUUCGCCCAAAUGUUAAAGGAUGGCGCCAAGCAUUACUCCGGGCUAGAGGAGGCGAUCUACCGUAACAUUCAAGCGUGCAAAGAACUUGCACGGACCACACGGACAGCUUAUGGGCCAAAUGGCAUGAACAAAAUGGUCAUCAACCACCUGGAGAAGCUCUUCGUCACCAACGACGCGGCCACCAUCCUGAGGGAGCUGGAGGUCCAGCACCCGGCGGCCAAGAUGAUCGUCAUGGCGUCCCACAUGCAGGAGCAGGAGGUCGGGGACGGGACCAACUUCGUCCUGGUGUUUGCCGGGGCCCUGCUGGAGCUGGCCGAGGAGCUGCUGAGGAUGGGCCUGUCCGUGUCCGAGGUGAUCGAGGGGUACGAGAUGGCGUGCAAGAGAGCGCUGGCCGUCCUGCCCGAGUGCGUGUGCGCCUCAGCGGAGAACCUGUGCGACCUGGAGGAGGCCACCACCAUGAUCCGCCCCGCCGUCAUGAGCAAGCAGUACGGCAACGAGGACUUCCUGGCCAACCUCAUCGCCCAGGCCUGCGUUUCCAUCUGUCCGGAGACAGGAAAUUUCAACGUGGACAAUGUCAGAGUCUGUAAAAUCCCGGGUUGCGGGUUGACCUCCUCGUCGGUCCUGCAUGGAAUGGUGUUCAAGAAGGAGGCGGAAGGGGACGUCACCUCGGUCAAAGACGCCAAGAUAGCCGUGUUCUCCUGCCCCUUCGACUGCAUGGUGACCGAGACUAAGGGGACGGUGUUGAUAAAGAACGCCGAGGAGCUGCUGAGCUUCAGCAAGGGCGAGGAGGACAUGAUGGAGGCGCAGGUGAAGGCCAUCGCCGAGUCCGGUGCCAACGUGGUGGUGACCGGGGGAAAGGUGGCGGACAUGGCGCUGCACUACGCCAACAAGUACCAGCUGAUGGUGGUCCGGCUGAACUCCAAGUGGGACCUGAGAAGACUGUGUAAAACUGUGAGCGGCACUGCACUGCCCAGGCUGACGGCUCCGACACCCGAGGAGAUGGGUCGCUGCGACAGCGUCUUCCUGACGGAAGUGGGCGACACCCAGGUGGUGGUCUUCAAACACGAAAAAGAAGAUGGCGCCAUCUCCACUCUGGUUAUCCGCGGGUCCACAGACAACCUCAUGGACGACAUCGAGAGAGCCGUCGACGACGGCGUCAACACGUUCAAACUCCUCGUCAGGGACAAGCGGCUCCUGCCGGGCGCGGGGGCCACGGAGAUCGAGCUGGCCAAACAGAUCACGUCUUACGGAGAGUCUUGCCCGGGUCUGGAGCAGUACGCCAUCAAGAAGUUUGCCGAGGCCUUCGAGGCGGUGCCCCGCGCGCUGGCCGAGAACUCGGGCAUCAAGGGCAACGAGCUGAUCUCCAAACUCUACGCCUCGCACCACGAGGGGAACAAGAACAUGGGCUUCGACAUCGAGGCCGAGGGAGCAACUUUGAAGGACAUGGUGGAGGCCCGAAUUUUCGACCCCUAUCUGGUCAAACACUGGGGCAUCAAGCUGGCCACCAACGCCGCCGUCACCGUGCUCAGAGUCGACCAGAUCAUCAUGGCUAAGCCGGCAGGUGGACCCCGAGCCCCCAAACAGCAGGGCCACUGGGACAAGGACGGCUGGGAGGACGAGGCCGAUAAAUUCGACACCCAUUAUUAAUUUGAAAAGGGCGAAGAAAAGAUCAUUAUGGCUAAACCAGCUGGGGGACCGAAAGCUCCCCAAAACAAGCCAGGGUGGGACGACGAAGACUAAGACGGGCUCUCCUGGAUCCUCUCAACCACCUUAAUUUAAUGUCCAACUGCUUUUUUCUGUCUAGGAAUAACCAUGUGUUGUUAUACAGAUCCAAAAUGGCUGCUGUCAGUUUUUUUGUUUUUGUUUUGUUUUUUUUCCCUAAUAAAAGGCGCUUGAGCUGUCAAUCGUU
Molecule: messenger RNA, 2036 nt
Organism: Anguilla anguilla (European eel)
Lineage: Eukaryota; Metazoa; Chordata; Actinopteri; Anguilliformes; Anguillidae
Gene: cct8
Product: chaperonin containing TCP1, subunit 8 (theta)
Exons: 16
Coding region: 98-1774 (558 amino acids)
Biological process (GO): protein folding
Cellular component (GO): chaperonin-containing T-complex
Molecular function (GO): ATP hydrolysis activity; ATP-dependent protein folding chaperone; ATP binding
Source: RefSeq, a predicted model, not a curated record